Molecule: messenger RNA, 938 nt
Organism: Rhineura floridana
Lineage: Eukaryota; Metazoa; Chordata; Lepidosauria; Squamata; Rhineuridae
Product: ADP-ribose glycohydrolase OARD1-like
Exons: 2
Coding region: 204-656 (150 amino acids)
Biological process (GO): peptidyl-glutamate ADP-deribosylation
Source: RefSeq, a predicted model, not a curated record
CCAUAGAGUCCUCUGUCUAGAAAGGCAUAUAAGGCGUAUAGUUGCCAUUUUGUGUUUUUCGUUUGAAACCCCUUCUCUAGCCAAAACCGAUAAGAGAGCCGAAACAAGAGGAAGGCCUUUGCGUGUUUUGGAUGGCGGAUAUCGCCACUUUCAUUUCUAGAUUCUUAUAUCUGAAGAAAUCCUGAAAAGUCCUCCAUACUAUCAUGGCUAGCGCCCGGUCGGCAAAAGAAGAAAGAAUCAGGUACAUACAGGGAGACCUUUUUACAUGUCCUGGAACAGACUCCUUGGCUCAUUGUAUCAGUGAGGAUUGUCAUAUGAGUGCUGGCAUAGCUGCCAUUUUUAAGAAGAAGUUUGGUGGUGUUCAGGAGCUCUUGAACCAGAAAAAGAAGACUGGGGAUGUGGCUGUUCUGAAGAGAGAGAAUCGAUAUGUGUACUAUCUGAUUACAAAGAACAAAUACUUUCAUAAGCCUACCUAUGACAAUCUACGGAAGAGCUUGGAAGCGAUGAAAAUCCAUUGCCUUAAUAAUGCUGUAACUUGUAUUUCUAUGCCGAAGAUUGGGUGUGGACUUGACCGCCUGAAUUGGAGUAAAGUUUCAACAAUGCUUGAUGAAGUAUUUGAGGAUACAGAUGUUAGCAUUACAGUUUAUACCCUUUAAUUUAUUAUCCUUUUGUAUUCUGUGUUUGUAACUGAUUUGUGAAAAGAUGGUGAUGUGAUUUUGUUCUAUUUCCCUUUCUCUUUCAGACAUUUCUCACCAUUACUAAUAUCCAAUCAUAGACAGUGUUUUGUAGAAAUUUAUAGUUAAAGCUUUUAAUUUUUAAUCUCUAAUUUUUAGGAUUUUGAUUAUGUCUAUAUGGAAUGUACUUGUGUUUGGUUGUAAGUCGCCCAGAGUGGCAGAUUAACCUCUGCCAGAUGGGCGUCUAACAAAUCUCAUAAAUAA